Molecule: messenger RNA, 6547 nt
Organism: Psylliodes chrysocephalus
Lineage: Eukaryota; Metazoa; Arthropoda; Insecta; Coleoptera; Chrysomelidae
Source: the annotation of a GenBank genome assembly
AGAUCGGCUUUGGGCAGCGUUCCAAACACUCCAAUCAUCACACGCAUGUCUCCCAGAGAUAGUCCCGAGAAAAAUAUUUCCACAAAUAACGUAUUACCUCCACCACCUCAAUCUUCGGGAUCAGAAUCUUCAGGUUACUUCACCCCUCCUCCCGAAACCAAAAAAGCAUUCGUAAAAAUAGAUAGUGUGGAAAGAACUUCAGAAUCAGAAGACAAAGAAGACUUGGAGAACGAUACAAAUAAUAAUGAACAAGUAAAUAUAGAGGAAGUAGAUAACUCAACUGAGUCUUUUAAGAGAAACUUGUCGGCGAGUUCCGCCGAGACAGCAGAUCCUACUGAAGAACCAGUUCAUUUAUCUCCUAUAAAAACUGAAAUAAUAGAAAAGGAACAAAUUCAAAGAUUCAGCAUAUCCCGUUCCAAAGAAUCCCUCUUCACCGAAAAACCUAUAAGCGAAUAUCGAAGCAAGAGCAAAUCUGUUGUAGACCUUCAAAAUUUUCUACCGGAAAUAUCAGUACACAGAAAAAAUAUUAAUUCAGCGCCUUCAUUCAAAGAUGAAAUACUUAAUGGUAACAACUUUAUUAUAACCAGCAGUGAAGAAGUGCAAACCGUCAUCCCUUUGUCCAGUGAUGUAAAUGAAAACCCUGAAUCGCCUACCAAAGAAAUUACUAUCACCAGAAAGUUAAGUAGAAGGUUAUCAAGAACUCAAAGCAGAAGAUCUAAUAGAUCAACUCCUAGAGAACCAACACCGAAUUCUUCACGGGUCAGCAGCAAGUCCAAGGACUCCCUUCAACUAGCUCUCAAUCAACUAAACAAUUCUGAAUGGGAGGUAAUGAUCCAGGGCUUGCAGGCUUUGACGAGGUUGGCUAAAUAUUACCCAGAAGUUAUCGAAGCACAGAUGCAUACUGUUUGCGUAAAUUUGGCAAAGCAUAUAAAGAAUUUAAGAUCGCAGGUAGCUAGGACCGCUUGUCUUACGGCUAGUGAGAUUUUUGGGUCAUGUAGGAGAUCUUUGGAAAUAGAAUUAGAGGAAAUCGCUGGUCCUCUUCUACACCGUACAGCAGACACCAACAAGUUUCUGAGGUCCGACGCGAACGCCGCUUUAGAUGUAAUGUGUGAACAUCUUCCAAUCACACGCGUCGUAGCUGUAAUCACUUCCAGAGGCUGCACUCACCAAAACAGCGUAGUACGCUCUGCCGCUAUAAGACUGUUGACAGAUUUGGUGAAACGACAUGGAACUGAGAAAAUUUUUCAAAUGAAUAAAGAGGUUAGAGACAAAAUACUGUUAGCCGGAGCCAAUGCUUUGGCAGAUGGAAGCUUGGACGCCAGGAACCACGGGAAGGAAAUGUUUUCGUAUUUAAUUGGAUAUCCACAAUUUCAGAAAUAUCUAUUAGACGUAGUACCUCAGAAUACAUUGAGACAUAUAGCUAAGACGCUCAAUUCUAUUAAACCUCAUGUUGACACGUAACCUUAAAUAAGUAUAGAUUUAAAAGUCACUUUACAACUCGCAAUUUUUUUUAUGUAAAUAAAAUUGUUGCAUUUCCUAUUGAUCACAAGAUAAAUUGAUAUCGGUAUUAUACGUUGUAAUUCCUUGCAAAGAAGGUUGCUAACUUAAGUCACCAAGCAAGUAUAUACUAACUAAGUUGGGAAAUAGCUUAGUCAGGGCCAGUCUUUUCACUUCUGAGUAAAGCUGAAAGUAACUACUUGCUGAUUAAACUGUAGGGCUAUUGUUUAUUAAUCUAAUAAAUAAACCUACAUUAUAACUUUAGUCACAGAUGAAAAGAUCGACCCUUACUAUACUAAACAAAUUAGACAACAUGUUAGAUCAAGUAACUAGCGUCUAGUACCUGAUCUAUAACUUUUGAUGUAAUAUACUCGUCGCAUCAGAUUUUUACUCUUUACUGAGUGGCAAUACCUGAAAAGUGUUUUCGGUCUCACUUGGACACCAUUUGUAAAAUUUAAAUUAUACAGGGUGUUCUAUAAGUACGGUACAUAACUUCAGGAGCGUAUUCUGGAGCUAAAAUAAAGGUGUGAAAGUUACAUUGUCCGCACGCCAUUGAUUAAACGAAAGCCACUGUACAAUAAAACACACAACGUUGCUAACUCUCAAAAGCUGCAAAAAUUUAAUUAAAAUUUCUCAAGUGGUUUUGGAAAUAUUAAAAAAAAAUUGUAUUUUUUUUUUUAUAAAAUUUUCACACCCUGUAUUUCCGUAACGAAUCAUUUUUGAGACAUACAAAAAUACCCAUAUUUUAGCUCCUGAAGUUAUGUACUACUAUACGCUAUGUCUGCAUUUGCCAUUAUCCGCCAAUUUGUUAACAAAUAGCUCCAAGGAAAAUCUCAAUUUUAGAAUAGAAUUAAAUUUAAACUUACCAAUAAAGAUUACAUUUUUAACAAUUAGAACUGUUUGCCUAUAUUAUUUGCACAGUCCAGUGUUAUUAGUCAGUACAUUCUUUUAUUCAAGAUUUUUAUUAUUCAAUAUUCAAGUAUUUGAGAGAGUUAAAAUGCGAAAAUUAUAGAGUAGGUGCUAGGCGCUAUUAAAUAAAUAACGAUUGCCUUGUACUCUUAGAUGUACAAAAGAAAUAGAUAGGUAGCAGACCACCUUUGCUUUGUUUGGAGCUAGGAUAAACACAUUCUUUUAAUCGUCUAUAUUCCAGUAAGUUAGUAUACAAAAUGUAAUACAAAACAAGUCAAAACAAGUACAUUUUCAGUUUGUCUCAAUUUGCAAUUGCAAGAAGAAUUAAACAAUGAAAAUGACGUUAUUGCGAAAACCAGCAAUAUGAAUUGCGACAUACAAUGAAAAUUGCGAACUGUAAAGUGGUCUAAGGCAAUUACUAAGUGCAACUGGUUUAAGUUGCUGUUUGACAUUAUAUUUUUAUGUUAUUUAUUAAUAAAUUUAUUUGAAAUCGGAUAUAAGAUAUAUUUAAAAUUAAAUUAAAAAUGGUUAAAAGGGAAAAUAAAUAACUUAAAUGUAUUGUAAAAUAAUACGAGUGAACAUUUGUUCCUGAUAAGCAAUUACUCCUUUGUCUAAAUACAAAACAGGCAUUAAAUUGUAAGAAAAAUAAAAACGAUAGAAAAUUAAUUUAAAGACGAUAGUUUAUUAAUAUUGAAAUCUGAUCAAAAACUGACCAACUAGUAAUUUUGUGUGUAACCUACUUAACUAAAGUUGCAACCUCAGAAAAUAAAGUUGUACUCGCUAGUGUACCUGAUAACUUAAUUAAACUAAUUUAACCUUUAACUCUAAACCUCACAAUACUUUACUUUGUUUUUAACACAAUUACUUUGAUAACUUAAAAGGUUUCUUCUUGUCAGGUUGGUGUUGUCAAUAAGCUAGAUCGCUUCAACAUUCACAUGUUGGUGGAACCGUUGUUCAGGACUUCAAGAAUUUAGUGGUUAACAAUGUUAAUCUGAAGAUCUUGAUAGAGGUCGCUGUUUCUAAUGUAUUAAGUAGCAUCGGCAAUAUUCCUCAAUACUUCGUUUUGGAAUUUAUAAAUUAUUAAAUUAUUAGAAUAUUACUUUUUCUGACACAAUCCAAGAGUUGAAUUCCGUAGGUCCAAAAUGUUUUGAGGACUAGCUACUGUUAAAAUUUUAUAUUUAUAAAAUAAGGGUUUACAAGAAGCAUAAUUAUUAAGUUUACACAUGUACCUCAGGGCCCGCUUUUGCAUAAUAAAGACUCUAUUAAAUAGCUCGUCAGAACAUGCACCCCAGAAACAAAUGCCAUACCUCAAAUGGGAUUCUAUCAGCGCAAAAUAUACGUUUCUUGCAGCCUGCAAACUUAAACUGUAGGUCACUGAUCGUACUGCAAAACAACCCGACGCUAACUUUUUACAUAAUAAAUUUAUGUGACUUUUAAAUUUUAGUCUAUAAUCAAUAGAUAAUCCUAAAAAUUUAUUUUCAUUUGUAACGUUAAUAAUUUCGGCUCCCAUUGAAAUGUUUUCCAUUUCACAUUUAAAACAAACAAUAUUGGUUUUUGAAAUAUUAAAUGUUAGAUAAUUAGCGUCACACCAUUGUUUAAUUAAUUCAAUGUCCCUGCUUAUGAUACGAUGCAAGGUUUCAUUAUUGUUGAUGAGCCAAAGCACUGUCGAAUCAUCAGCAAAAAUUGCAAAUUGUCCCUGAAUGUUAAUAGUGACAAUGUCAUUAAAGUAUAUAAAGAAAAGUACUGGUCCCAGUACUGAUCCCUGCGGAACUCCGCAGUAAAUAUGUUCUGACAUUGAGGAUUGAUCAUUUAAAGUUACCUUUUGAAUUCUAUUAUUUAAGUAGGAUUGAAACCAUUUUAAAGCAAUUCCUCGAAAACCAUAUUUUUCAAGCUUGUCCAGCAGUAUUUUGUGAUUCACACAAUCAAAAGCCUUGGUUAAAUCACAAAACACUGCUGCAGCGACCCGAUCGUCAUUAAUUUCAAGAUAUAGUUUUUGCAGGAGAGAGAACAUAGCAUCUGUAGUGUUUUUUGCUGAUUGAAAGCCAAACUGAGAAUGGGAAAGUAACGAGUGCUUAUUUAAAAUAUCCAACAUUCUUGACUUCACCAAUUUUUCUAUUACUUUCGCUAAGGUUGGUAGUAAAGAUAUGGGACGGUAAUUUGUUGGAUUAUUAUGGUCUAACAUAACUAACGAACUAAGAGUAUGUAAAUUUUAAAAAAAUACAUUUAUUGCCAGUGAGUAAAAAUCUAACGAUUUACCAAUGGAGCAGCCAUAUUACUAUUAAUAAAGUUUUGCGAAAAAAACAUAUGUAUACACUGUCCGAAUUUAGGACAUUUUUCUAACUUAAGACAAUUUAUGUUAAGCCAUAAAUUCAAUAGUUAAGUUCGGAUACUACAAAUUUUACUACAAGUCAAAAAAAAAUUGAAUCGGAAUAAAAUAAGGGUCUAUAAUCUUACUUCAAAGUAUUUAUUAAAUUAUAGUAUAAUUAAAUUAACAAAAAAUUGUCAAUAAUAAAACAUUGUAUUUUGGCAAAACACUUUUUCUGUCUCAGUCUUUUAUUGUUUAUUAUAAAUAAACCUAACCACUGUAUAUUUCCCAACUGUUGGACGAUCUUUAAAGGCUUCUUAAUGCUUGUUGGUCCUAUCUGGAUAGUCAUUGAGCUAUUCAUCGAUUUCCUGUGCACUAUAUUCUGUAACUUCUUCGAUAUCAUUAAAAAAUUCUUCUUCGUGCAUCACUUUCUCAAUUGCUACCGGUUACAUUUCCUCCUCUUAAUUUGCCUGUUUUUUUCUUUUUCCUCCACCUCUUGAUCAUCCGCCUCCUCUUGUCUAUCUUUGCUAGUACCUGGUAUAUCGUUUGGCGUAAUUGCUUUGCCGGGCGAUACAUUCAAUUUUUUUCUGCGUGCCCUUUUAGGCUUUGUAUCAGACAAUCUUGUCUGUUUGAGAGAAUAGCCAAAUAUUUAACCCCAUUCGGGUCCAUUGUCUUCUGCUACUACCUGGUUGACUUCAUUCACGAUUCUCCUUAAGACUUGUUGUUUAUCCAAAGGAAAUAUACCGCAAGCUAGAAAUCCAGGUUUUAUAUUUGUGGCUUAGGAUUUAGAUAUUGACUGCAAUGUGGUUUUUAAAAGUGAAGGAAAAUGAUCUUUGGGAAUAGCUCCGCGAUGUCUUUUCUUCCAUUCUAAAAGUGUAUUUCGCCAAGCUAGUUUUAGAGGUCUAAAGAAGGAGACGUCGAAUGGUUGACACAAAUGGGUCGAAUUUACAGGUAGUAAAACAAACUGGAUGUUGUUUGUUUCACACUUGUUAUUUAUAUUUAUAGACAUAUGGCUGGCCAAAUUGUCGCCGAUUAAAACUUUUUUCCCCUCCUGUUUCUUUAGAUAUAUAUCUUCAAAUAUAAAUCCGUCGAACCAUCCGCUAGCACUACGAUUGUAAAAUGUUCCUUUUGGUCCAAGUAUCGUGAAGGUGAAAAGCUUUACAAAACGAUUUAUACAGAUAUACGUUUAACCGAUGCUGUGACCGAAAACAUGACAGAUAUGCUACUUUUAGACGCAUCUAGACCCUGUCAGUGUGCUUGGCUCGUCGCCGAACGAUAACUUUUUGCUGCCUUGGAUAAUCAGUCAUGUUCGUUUCGUCAUAGUUCAGAAUAUUUGCAGCAGGAAUAUUUUCUAAAGUUGACUCUAAAGCAAAAUACCGAUCGAUGAUUUCUUUGGAUCCUGCAGCCCUCUGUCGUUUAAUAUUUUCACUUAAACGAGCUGAUAAUUUGUCUCGGUGUCGUGUCAUAAACGCGUGUAUCCAUUUGGCACCAGGAACGUUAUUAAUAAAACGAUUCUCAAGUCUAACGGUUCUGUCCAAAACACUUUUUACUUUCCUAUCUGUAUACAGAUAUAAGGAAAGUAUAGGAAUCAUGAUUUUUUUCGACCUCGAGUUUUCGACGGAUUUUUACGUUUUGAGGUCCCCUGAAUCCGUUUUGACUAUUUUCGCGAUGAUAUCUGUCUGUGUGUGUGUCUGUGUGUGUGUCUGUAUAACGCAUAACUCAUGAACCGAUACACAAAAAAACACCAAAUUUUAAACUUAAGCUUUGUUUUAGCGUCCAAUGAGCUGAUUAGAUUUUGGGCAGAGUCGGAACAUCUGGGGGGGUACUUUAUGGGUG